This is a messenger RNA of Suillus subaureus, 411 nucleotides long. RefSeq lists its product as uncharacterized. Lineage: Eukaryota; Fungi; Basidiomycota; Agaricomycetes; Boletales; Suillaceae. The coding region runs from base 1 to 411 and encodes 136 amino acids. The transcript has 3 exons. The record is from RefSeq and is a predicted model, not a curated record.
AUGCCUUCAAUGUCUAUCAUUAACAUGUUCAAGGACAACAUACUCAUUGAGAUUGAUGGUGUUGCCUCUACAUGGGAUACCUAUUGUCUUGGCCUAAAUAUAGUCACUCCUGGUUCCAAGGUGUUGAGCACACUCAAGGCUGACAAGGUCAAGACAGAACCUGAUUUAGUUGAGACUUCUGUAAAGUUUGAGGAGGACGACAAGAAUUCCAUAAAUUCUGUGAACAUGUCUCCAUACAACCUACUCACUCAACACUGUGGUAAUCCAAAUGCAAGACCAACUGACCCAUUUGCACCAUGGCACUACUCAGUAUGGCCAUUUGAUUGGUCAAACAUUCCAUUGGAGGCUGCUAAAAAGAAGGCACUGCAUCAAGACAUCAAGGACUAUGCAUGCAAGUGUUGUAAAUUAUGA